AUGCGGCGUCACGGCAGGGCUGGCGGAGGAACCAAGGCCGUCACGCCCGUCUCCGAUACCGUCUCGUUGAUACACUCAUUCGACUCGGUCACAAAUCCAAAUCGACCUGCACGACCGUCCCCGUUGGCAUCCUCGCAUAUCCAAGCAUUACCCCUGGACUUGAUUGAUCGACUACGUUCCUUUCCCCUGUUCCAAUCCACUCCCGAAUCGUUUCUGGUGGAGGUCGCACAGCAUCUCCGCCCCCAACUCAGUGCGCCGAACGAUUAUAUCCUGACAGAGGGUGACGAGGCCAAGGCGAUAUACUGGUUGGUUCGGGGCGCUGUCUCAGCCACUUCUCGCGAUGGCGAAAGUAUCUAUGCCGAUUUGGAACCGGGCGCGUUCUUUGGCGAGAUUGGGGUCUUGAUGGACCGGCCCCGAACAGCCACCAUCAUCGCUCGAACGCGAUGUCUCCUGGUCGUUCUGUCCAAGGAGGACUUCAGGAACAUUCUUCCCCGAUUUCCAGAGGUGGAGCAAGCGAUACGGGAUGAGGCCCAGGAACGAUUGAUGAUACUGGAGAAGAAGAAGAAGGAAACAUCAACCCCUUCGGCUGACCUCACUAGCCCUGUACGCAGAGGCUCGAAGAGACUAAGAGAUUCGUCUUCUGGGGACCUAUCACCUAUCGAACGUGAAGGCACAUCCUUGAAGGCGGGCAACAAAAAGCGCAAGUCGCCAAGUCCUGGAGUCGGUGUUGCAGACGCUUCGUCAAGCGCGCUGGCGACCGGGUCGGUCAAUGUCCGCCUAUUGCUUAAGGAGUUGCCUCUCUUCUCUAGCCUACCCCCCGACAUACUCCACUUUCUAGGGCUCAAUGCUCAACCACGAUCGUACCCUCCAUUCACGGACAUUAUCCGACAAGACUCCCAGGGACGUGAAAUCUAUUUCAUUGUGCGGGGCGAAGUUGAAGUCCUCACGGAAAGAACGGACGCACAAGACCGCCAUUCUCUAGCAGCUUCUAUCGAGAAUCCACCAUUCGAGGUCAAAGCAAGACUCAAACAAGGGCAAUACUUUGGAGAGGUUGUGAGUCUGUCGCUGGCGCCCCGCAGGACAGCGACGGUACGCUCCGUUACUGCAGUCGAGUGCCUCAUGCUUAGUGGCGAUGUCCUCGCCGAAUUCUGGGACAAGCUUCCCCAAACUGUCCGCCAGCAGGUCGAGAACACGGCCAAGGAGAGACUUCAGUCUGCCUCUGAUGGUGACGUUGUCAUGUCAGAUGCAGGAAGCGCUGAUCAGCCCACCGAUGGGGAGUUCAAAAUCAGAGCUGCUCGGAGACAAUCAAUGCCGCUUUUGACGCUUACAGAGACAGAGUUGGAUAGCCCGCGAGCUCCCGGUGCCAUGGAGGAUCAGAAUGUGCUGAAACCCUCAGAUCCUGACCCUUUUCUGAAUGUUGGCUUGGACAAGGUUCGACUACGCAGCCGGCGCGGGUCCGUCGCCCCAUUGACACCAGACGAAGUGUCUGGGGAGCAACAGCGACAAUCCCCUCCGUCUGGGACUCGUUCGACUAGGUCGUCUCUUCACUCCCUUUCCGACACAUCGACUUUGUCGACAACACAGAAGGCACACCGCGAGUCGCGCGGCGAUAAUGUCGGCAUUCUACCGGAUAAUAUACUCGUGAGGAUUUUCCAACACCUGGAGCUUCACGAACUUAUGCGCCUUCGAGCUGUCUCUCUGCAUUGGUCUGAGAUUCUUACCAAAUCCUCUGAACUCGUUCGUUAUCUUGAUCUGAGCAUAUACAAUCGCAAACUUAGCGAUGAUGUUUUGGUCAAAAUAAUCUGCCCUUUUGUUGGGGAACGACCUCGCCACGUCAAUAUCAGUAAUUGUUUCCACAUCACCGACGAGGGCUUCUCGAAUUUAGCCGCUACAUGCGGCGCUAACGUCGUCAGUUGGAAGAUGAAAAGUGUCUGGGAUGUUACUGCAACUGCCAUUCUUGAGAUGACUGGCAAGGCGACUGGUCUACAGGAGGUUGAUUUGAGUAAUUGUAGAAAAGUCGGGGACACGCUGCUGGCUCGGAUAAUAGGCUGGGUUGCUCCUGGACAACAUAAGCCCAACGGUGAGACUGGAAAGAUGGGCAAAGCAGCUCUGAAGCCCACGAUGCAGACUGAAGCGGGCACUGUAUAUGGCUGUCCGCAAUUGAAGAAAUUAACCUUGUCUUACUGCAAACAUGUCACGGAUCGCUCGAUGCACCAUAUUGCGUCGCACGCUGCCUCCAGAAUCGAGCAGAUGGAUUUGACCCGAUGUACGACCAUCACUGACCAAGGCUUCCAGUACUGGGGAAAUGCCCAAUUUAUCAAUUUGCGCAAACUCACGUUGGCGGACUGCACUUAUCUCACCGACAAUGCCAUUGUUUACCUAACCAACGCAGCCAAACAGCUACAAGAACUGGAUUUGUUGACCUAUCUCAACAUGUCGUUCUGCGGGUCCGCGAUCUCGGACCCUUCCUUGCGCAGCAUUGGACUCCACCUCCUAAAUCUCAAACGGCUAUCAGUCCGUGGCUGCGUCCGGGUCACUGGCGUGGGCGUUGAAGCGGUCGCAGAGGGCUGCAAUCAGCUGGAGUCGUUUGAUGUCAGUCAGUGCAAAAACCUUCUUCCAUGGCUCGAAGACGGCGGGCCCCUCAGAUACAAAGGCAAAAUCGACUUCGAAACCGUUGCGCAGAAUGGGCGAGUGUUUCGAUGA
Messenger RNA from Aspergillus fumigatus Af293, 2703 nucleotides. NCBI's taxonomy places the organism in Eukaryota, Fungi, Ascomycota, Eurotiomycetes, Eurotiales, Aspergillaceae. The record is from RefSeq and is a predicted model, not a curated record.